AUGCGUCUCGGAUCAAUUGGCAAUAUCGCUGCCAUCCUGGCCUCAUUGGCCGUGGAGUUGGCCAGUGCAGUGCCUCAAUGUGCAACAAGCGAGCGUCUGCAAAGGCAAAGUGAGGGAGAGAGGCUGGUCUUCGCCCAUUUCAUGAUUGGUAUUGUGGGGUCAAGAGCCAGUGCUGCUGCAUAUGACGAUGACAUGAAGAGAGCCAAGGCGGCUGGCAUCGACGCCUUUGCGCUAAACAUCGGAACGGACGACUACUCCGAGACCCAACUCAACUAUGCCUACGAGUCUGCUGCCAAUAACGACAUGAAAGUCUUCAUUUCUUUCGACUUCAACUGGUACAACGUCACCGAAGGCACUCGUGUUGGCAACCUGGUUGCCACAUAUGCCUCCAAGUCAGCUCAGCUCAUCGUGGACAAUAAGGUCUUUGUGUCUUCAUUCGCGGGAGACGGAGUUGACAGCAGCGCCAUUCGCGAAGCCGCGGGCCGCGAGGUUUUCUGGGCACCCAACUUCCACCCUGGCGAGGCGGAUUUCAGCACAAUCGACGCGGCCCUCAACUGGAUGGGCUGGAACAAUGACGGAAACAACAAGGCGCCAAAGCCCGGUGCUACCGUCACAGUCGAGGACGGUGACAAGUCGUACGCCCAGGCUCUCGCAGGGAAGCCCUAUGUUGCCCCUGUUUCUCCUUGGUUCUUCACUCACUACGGUCCUGAAGUCGACUACAGCAAGAACUGGGUGUUCCAGGGCGAUACCCUGUGGUACGACCGCUGGCAACAGAUUCUUCAGCUUCAGCCUCGAUUCCUUGAGAUUGUUACCUGGAACGAUUAUGGAGAGUCUCACUACGUUGGCCGCCUUGACAGCCCCCAUGGUGAUGACGGCAACUCGAAGUGGGUUUACGGAUUCCCUCACAACGGCUGGCUCGACAUGGCCGUCCCUUUCAUCUCUGCGUAUCACGACGGUGCAUCAGACGCAACUCCGUACAUUAAGGAGAACCAGAUCGUCUACUGGUUCCGACCCACACGCAGCGACCUCGACUGUGACGCCACCGAUACGACAAUGGAGGACGCUAACAACAGCACCGGCAACUACUUCAAGGGCAGGCCUGAUGGCUGGGAGACCAUGGAGGACAAGGUCUUCAUCGUCACUCUGCUGACCGAGGCCGGAAGACUCGAAGUCACUGCUGGAGGAAAGACGGAGAGCUUCGAGGCUCCCAAGGGUCCAGCCAAGUUCUCUGUCGACAUGGCUGCCGGAGCCGUCACUUUCCGCCUAUACAAUGGCGACAAGGUGGUUCUCGAGGGCGAUGCUGGCAUGCAGAUCCUCGACCACUGCCCCUGCGGCAUCUACAACUUCAACCCCUAUGUCGGCACCAUCCCCGCGGGAGAACCUGAUGAGCUCCUUCCUGAGGCCUAUUCGUCUAUCAUGGCUGGCUUGAAGGUAAGCACCUGUGGACCAUAUGGCGCGGCGGCUACGGCAGCAACAUCAACUCUUGCGGCUGUGGAGGCCAAGAUUACUCUAAGAUCCAAGACAAUGGCUACAGAGCUCAGGAACAUCCCUACAACACGAACCGACCCAGAUGACCGGAAUUCCCACGAGGAGGAACUUGGGGAGAACGCAAUUCCCAUGCUUCCUCUCGUAGACAAGGGAACAGAAGCAUGGAAAUACUUAUUGGGCUCAUUUCUGAUCGAGGCCGUCCUUUGGGGCUUCCCUCUGUGCUUCGGUGUUUUCCAAAACCAUUACGCGAGCACUCCGAAGUUCGGAAAUGACCCGAAUAUCCCAGUUAUCGGGACGCUCGCAACAAGUCUUCAAUUCCUUGGCGCGCCCGUUGCCGCGCCCUUUGUCAAGCGGUUCGGCCGAUGGCGGCAGCACAUGGUUAUCUUCGGCUCAGCCAUAUGUGUCGUGUCUCUCGUCUUGGCGUCGUUUGUCAACACCGUUGUCGGUCUCAUCUGGACUCAGGGGGUUCUCUAUGGUGUUGGCUUCUUGAUACUCUACCUGCCUGUAGUAUCUAUGCUCAAUGAAUGGUUCGUUCACCGCAGAGGAUUUGCUUACGGAAUUCUCUAUGCUGGGGGCGGCAUCAACGGCGUCGGGCUUCCAUUUCUACUCGAAUGGCUCCUCACCAAAUGGGGUCACCCUUCCACUCUUCGCAUCAUGGCCGUGGCGCAGUUUGUGCUCGUUGCCCCCGUGCUGCCGUUCUUGAAGGGUCGGCUGCCUCAUUCGCAUCACUCUGUCUUGCAACCCAUAGAUCUGAAGUUCUUCAGGGCGCCGCUAUUCUGGGUCUUUGGCCUCUCUAAUCUGUGCCAGGGCUUGGCGUACUACAUACCAUCUCUUUACUUACCAUCCAUCGCAUCUGCUCUUGGCCUCUCCGGAACAGUCGGCGCGUUGAUUCUCGCAGCGAAUAAUCUUGCCUCUGCCGUCGGGCUCUUAAGCUUCGGCCAUCUUACAGACCGGUUCAAGAAUAUAUAUAUCUUGAUCUUUAUCUCGACGGCUGUCUCGGCUGUCGCCAGCUUUGGGCUCUGGGGCUAUUCACACUCCUUGGUCUCCCUCCUCAUGUUCUCCAUCAUCUAUGGGUGGUCAGCCGGUGCGUAUGCUGUCUUCUGGCCAAAGUUCGGAAGCAUAAUCUCGGAAGACCCUCAGCCAGUAUACAGCAUGAUGUCGUUUGGGAAGGGUAUUGGAAACAUCGUGACGGGUCCAAUCUCCGCGCUGCUUGUGACAAGGCCCGUGCAGCUCUCGGCAUACGGCCUGGGCAGGUUCGAGCCAGCCAUCAUCUUUGUUGGAUCUCUCAUGCUUUGCUCCUCGCUUGGUAUCAUUGGGUGGCCGUUGAAGCAAUAUCUUGUGCGCAGCCGAUGA
Clonostachys solani is the source of this 2841-nucleotide messenger RNA. The record is from the annotation of a GenBank genome assembly. Lineage: Eukaryota; Fungi; Ascomycota; Sordariomycetes; Hypocreales; Bionectriaceae.